Ambispora leptoticha is the source of this 1794-nucleotide messenger RNA. The record is from the annotation of a GenBank genome assembly. Lineage: Eukaryota; Fungi; Glomeromycota; Glomeromycetes; Archaeosporales; Ambisporaceae.
AUGUCAAAUGAGUUAUACCUUGGCCAAGCAGCACUCGUCGCCUACCUCAACAGCAAGGAUCCGUCUAACUGGUCCUUUUUUGACUUUCUUUCCUCAAAUUUCGAAGUGAUCGUUAAUUCGCCACCAGACACCAACGAUAUUAAGGGUCUUGCUGGCACUUGGUUAAAACGUUACAAACUCGAAGUAGAGGCAAUAGGUCACCAAGUUUAUAAGAUCGCACGACAACAAAAUGUUGCAAUUUUGAAGUCGAAGGCUAAGAUUAUUGCGGACGAGCAAGGUAUUAACCUUGUGGGCGCAUCAUGUGGAUUUUACGGACCCGAAAUUAUUGCAGAAUAUUCACAUAUUCAGCCAAAUCCAAAGCGUGACUUGAAUGACGACGAACAUAUUGAAAGCGAUCGAUUUUUAAAGAAAAAACGAAGUGCGGACGAUUAUGGAUCAACGCCUCCAAACAAGAUCAGAACUAUCAACGAAGGGUCUUCUCAACGAAAAAGAUACGAUAGUGAUUCACCACCCCGCGACGAAGAUUAUUUCUCAUCAGACUCUGACUCCGAGAUUGUACCUGUUUCUCUUACGAACGUCUUUCUUGCAACUUCCAUCGAGCAUGAAAGGAAUCUAGACCAAACAGCCGAAUUGGAUACAUCUUUAAUAUCAACAAAGGAAGCGGAAGUUAAGAGUCGGAAAAGCAGAAGACCAUAUAUCACUCGUGAUAUAGCGGAGGAAGUUCUCAAGAAAUAUCAAAUGUGUGUUUUGGCGGGCAAGAAGUUAACAUACAAUGAUGUAGACGUGUUGGAUUUUGUUCGCUCAAACAUGAAUAAAGAUAAGGCCACAAAAAGCCCUCUAUGUAUUGGUGUUAUUAACGUCCAUAAUCCCGACUGCACCAAGUUUUUACCCGACGACUUUAAACGUUUUAUUGCCAACCAACUUCAAGACCAAGACUCCGAGAUCAAGGCUGUCUGUUUUGCUACUGAACAAAGCAUCGAUAAGUUUGUGGUGGAUUGUGAGGAAGAGGUAUUGCAAUUCUUGGAGAAGUUCAGUGAUAUAGGGGAUUUGGAGUCUUUGGCAAGAUGUCUAAAUGAAAAUCCGAUCGAUAUGUCCAACGCGUCGAACGACCUUAUUUUUGUGCGGACUCUCUUCGAUCAUUUCUUCUUCUUAUACAAGAACGACAUUCUACUACAGCCCAUGUCUGAAAGCGAGCUUAAUGCGUAUGUUUGGACUCCGUUACUUAGGAAUGCCUUUCUCGGAAAGGAUGAUAUGAAAUUAAGUUGUGGGGAGCUAGCUUCUAAGUCAUACGAAAAACUCAAAGAAAUCCUAAACAUUGCUGGUCGUAGUGCUCCAAAGUUAGAUGGUAAAGGAUUCCUUAAAUCUUUAGGCACCGAAAUCCUUGCUCAAGAAGACGGUGUCCUAAACACCCACAGCAAAAGGACAGGUGAUCUCCGGAAAUUAGAGUAUUGCUCCAAAGUGAUCCUUACAACCCUAUUCUUUGCGCUCCCCUCUGCCGCCAAAGCUGAUAUCACGAAAAUCGAAACUUACAAUCUUCAAUCGAAUGGAUUUCAUCUCAAAAUUUCUGCAUCGAAGUAUUUGUUUGAAGAUACCAUUGUUACAAUGGAUUUACAGCAUGUGGAAGUUCCAAGGACCGUGGAGGGAUUUUCUAAGCUGGUGGUUGGUGCAAAAACAAUUCUGUCUUGGAAGGCGCGGACUAAGAAUAAUACGAUGACUUUUUAUGAGGCAUUGAGGAAAGGUCAUAAACGCCUAACAAAUGGGGCCUUUUUUUCGCCAAUAAAGAUAUCUGUAUAG